Molecule: messenger RNA, 2541 nt
Organism: Closterium sp. Yama58-4
Lineage: Eukaryota; Viridiplantae; Streptophyta; Zygnematophyceae; Desmidiales; Closteriaceae
Source: the annotation of a GenBank genome assembly
AUGAGGGACGGUCCCGCGAUCACGAUGCUGCUGCUGCUGGCCUCAUUCCUCCUGGCGGCACAGCCAUCCAGUGCAAGCCGCGAAUCAGUUUGGCGCAACCUGAACCGCGCAUGGCGCAACGGCGGAGAGAAUUCGCACCUCGCGGCUCCCUCCAGGGAAAACUCUGGAGAACUGGCGACGCCAGCAGCAGACGGCUCCGCGGUCUACAUCGUUCGCCUGAGCACGGCGCCUCCCCUCUCCGAAUAUCGCGGCGGAAUCGCGGGCUACCCCGCGACGGCCACGUGGGACGACGGCAGCGACGAGGAGGACAGUGAUUCCGUGCCGCAGAUGAUUCUCUCCGCCGGCGACUCCGCCGCCGACGUCGCAGGCGACGAAUCCGUCGAUCUGGACGACACCAACGGCGACAACCUCCUCCCAAACGCAACAAUGCCCGCGCCGCCCGCAAACGGCACAUCUGACACCGCCGCAACUCCCAACGCUCGCGGCGGUCGCGGCAGUCGCGGCGGUCGCGGCGGUAACGGUAACGGCGGACGAAACGGCGGCGGCGGGUGCCCGCGGCACCGGCUGAGUCUGAGCAUGGACCGCCCCCAGGUGGCGGCGUUCGCGGGGCUGCUGCAGCGGCAGCAGGCGCAGGUGGCAUCUGAGGCGGGCGUACCCGAGGACGGGCUGCUCUACAGCUACAAGCACACAUCCAACGGCUUCGCCGCGCGCCUCACGCCAUACCAGGCGUGGCGGCUGCGGCGCCACCCUGCCGUGGCGUCCGUCCGCGCCAGCCGCGUGUUCCGCCGGCAAACGAGCGACUCGCCGCAGUUUCUGGGGCUGCCCGGGAAGGUGUGGCCGGCAGUGGGUGGGCAGAGCAAGGCGGGCGACGGCACGGUGGUGGGGAUCGUGGACUCGGGUAUCUGGCCCGAACACCCGUCCUUCAGCGAUAAGGGCUUCUCCUCGCAGCUGCCCGCGGGGUGGAAGGGCAAGUGCGAGCAGUCGAGCUCGUUCCGGUGCAACAACAAGGUGAUCGGCGCCAAGGCCUUCUAUGCUGGCUUCCAGCAGAGCAGCGGAAAGCCCGUGCUGACCAACGACUGGCUCACGCCGCGAGAUGCGGACGGCCAUGGCACGUGGUGCGCGGGGGCAGCCGCGGGAAACCCCGUGAAGGUGAAGGGCGGCGGGCAGGUGAGCGGCAUGGCGCCGGCAGCGCGCAUUGCGGCGUACAAGAUCUUCUGGACGGACCGCAACGGGGACAUGUACGCCACGGAAUCAGACAUCAUCGCAGCCGUGAAUCAGGGCGUGGCGGACGGUGUGGAUGUGCUGUCGCUGUCUCUGGGCGGCAUGGAUCCCAACGACAACUAUUUCAACGAUCUCGCUUUCAUGCGCGCCAAUGCUGCAGGGGUGUUUGUCGCCUUUGCUGCCGGCAACGCUGGGCCUCCCGGGCGUGGAGGGUUCUACCGCACGCUUGACAACUUCGCGCCUUUCUACCUCACCGUUGGUGCCAGCACCAUUGCCCGAGGCGGCGCCUCCCUCGCGUCCUCAACUGCCGGCGCGCAGUCGCUCGCUCUCAGCGGCACCGCCUCUGCCAGCAGCAACAGCAACAGCAACAUCAACUGCAACGGCACUGACGACAGCACAGGGGGCAACUUCAAUGGCAACAGCACCGAUGGCACUGAUGGCACGGACGGCAGCAGCACGGUUCUGACUGCAGACGGGGGGAUCACCUUCACCUCCUCCUCCUCCUCCGCCCCGGUGGUGGCUGACUUCUCUUCCCGCGGCCCCCUGCUGCAGCCCUCCGCCACAACCCAGCCGCCCAAGCCAGGCAACGCCGUUCUGAAGCCCGACAUCAUCGGCCCGGGAGUGGACCUCGUAGCCGCUGUUCCCGGGAAGAAGCCCGGCGACACCGGUGGUCUCGCGCGCAUGUCGGGCACUUCCAUGGCCACCCCGCAUUUAGCGGGGCUAGCCGCUUUAAUCAUCCAGAAGUACCCCAGCUGGACCCCGGCGCAGGUGAUGUCAGCACUGAUGACGACGGCGCGGGUGACGGACACGAGCAAGAGCCCAAUCAAGAGUUCGACGGGUGGGGAGGCCACCCCGUGGGAGAUGGGCGCAGGCCACGUGUUCCCCCCGGCCAUGCUCGACCCCGGCCUCACCUAUGACGCCCGCGACCGCGACUACCAGAAUUUCCUCGCAGGGCAGGACCUGAACCGCGCGAAAAAGGAGUUCCCAGGGGUGGCGCUCUCGCCUCUGGCUGUUCGGAAUCUCAACCUGCCCACCAUCACUCUGCCUCGCCUGCAGGGCUCCCUGCAGGUCACCCGCACCGUCACCAACGUGGGGCAGUCUCAGUCCACUUACAGUGUAUCUGGGAAGUCCCCGCAGGGCGUGAAGGUGACUGUGGGGCCUAGGAGCCUCACGCUGGCUCCCGGGGAGAAGAAAAGCUACACGGUGACGAUUACGGUGGAUACCCCCAGUAAUGACUUCAAGUAUGGGUAUCUAGUCUGGGCUGACAACCAGGGCCACAGCGUGCGCUCCCCCCUUGUGGUGCAGCCCAUCUCCCGCUGA